AUGUCAUCGAGUACGGUUUUUAUCAUCAAUGCGCUGAAAAGUAUUGGUGCUAGUAAAGAGGGAAGAAAGAAUAAAAAAUUAAAGGAGAGCGUUAAUAAAGCGCUAGCGUUAGACUGUAUUGAAAAACUUUUUUCAUAUAAUUAUCUGAUAGAAACCAAUGGAUUCUAUAUAUCAGAAAACGUGGAUGACAUAGAUGAUUCUUCAAAAGACGCUCAAGACGAAAGCAAAAAACCUCUGGUUGACCGUGCAGUUGAUGCUGUUUGUGAUUGUUUUGUAGGUGAAAAUACUGAUGAGAAAGCACUUUUAGCUGCCGUUUCAUCAACAAAGACUCCUAUUCACCAAUCCUCGCUUCUUAAAUCAAUUCGUUAUUCUUAUAAUAUAUUUUUACUUUCACGGAAUUCUGUUAAUCAGACAAUUGCACAAGGAACAUUAACCCAAAUGGUUAAUCAAGUAUUCAGUCGCAUCAAAGUGAAUACUGACGAAAAUAUUGAAUCACCUUUAGAGAAAAGAAAAAAUGGCAUAGAUUUUAGAAAUAAUAAUUAUAAUCCAAUAGAAAUUGACAGAUCAAGUGAGAAUGAGGUCGAUUUAGGAAUUAGUAAAAACCCAAAUUUAAAUGAAUAUAAAAACAAUGAUAAUGAAAAAAAUGGUCACGAGUUAAAUGGUAAACGUGAUACGCGAGAUAGUUUUGAAGCAGUAGCAGCAUUUACUGGUUCUACUGUUGAAUUGGAAAGUUCUGAUGCACUGGAAUUUGGGCAAUGGAAUGAAUCUAACGAAACUAGUGAAGAACUUGUGAAAGCUGUUGAACAAGAAAUGGUAAAUUUCAAAGACCCAGAAGAAUUUACGGCAAAAGGAAAAAUAUUAUCAGAUCCUGAGAAUCAACAAUCAUCUGAUACUGUGUCUACUCUCGAACAAACUAAUACCGUUAAUCGGGAUGAUUUAUAUGUUAAAGAUGCUUUCCUCGUGUUUCGUGCUUUAUGUAAAUUAUCUAUGAAACCCAUGUCCGCUGAAGCAUCUAAAGAUUUAAAAUCUCCUCCAAUGCGAUCAAAGCUUUUGUCAUUACACCUAAUAUUGACAACAUUAAGCGCACAUAUACAUGUAUUUUCCUCUCCAAAUGUUAUAUUUGUGUCAUCUAAACAAGAGAGCACCUCAUUCGUUCAUGCAGUCAAGCAAUAUUUAUGUUUGAGCUUGAGUAGAAACGCUGUGAGCCCUUUACCACAGGUUUUUGAAAUUAGCCUUGAAAUAUUCUGGAAAUGUAUGAAUAAAUUAAGAAGCCAUCUGAAGAAGGAAAUAGAAGUAUUUUUCAAAGAAAUAUUUCUUCCAAUACUAGAAAUGAGGACAUCUUCAAUGAAACAAAAAUACGCAUUAAUGAAUAUCCUCUCAAGGAUUUGUAGUGAACCUCAAACUCUAGUGGAACUUUAUUUAAAUUAUGAUUGUGAUAGAGAAGCUUUAGAUAAUACAUAUGAGCGAAUUGUAAAUAUUGUUUCAAAAAUCACCACAACACAUACUGCAAUAAAUUCAACAUCUGGCAUGUCGUCUUCCACCAAUUCUGAGAAGGAUAAAAAUCCUAAUUCAUCCACAACAUCGCUUCCCAGCACAUCAGCGAAAUCUACAAAUGUUAUUACACCAUCUCUUGACACAAAAUCCAUAGCUACUAAUACUACAUCAAAAUCCCAUCCAAAUCUUCCUGCUGAACUUGCAUUAAAAUAUCAAGGACUUGAGUGUCUUGUUUCGAUUUUACGUUCUCUUGUUGCAUGGUGUAGUAAUAAAUCGUCUGUGGAAGGCAUUGAUGAUUAUAAAGAUGAAUCAACCAGAAAAAGUGAAGAAACCGUUACUGAGUUAGCAUUAUCUCAAAAUCCAGUUACUAUACAAAAUACAAGCAAGUCGUCACCAUCUUCUUCUACAAUGUCAGUAUCCGGCUCGUUUUUUAAUACUUCAUCUGACAUAAAAAGCGUAAUUCCAAAAGCUAUGGAUGAUCCAGAGCAAUUUGAAAAUCUGAAGCAUCGAAAGCAAGUGCUUCAAGAUGGUAUUAAAACGUUUAAUUUUAAACCAAAAAGGGGAGUCAAAGCGUUGGUGUCAGCGGGGUUUAUUCCUAGCACUGAGCCCUUGGAUAUAGCCAAAUUUUUGCUAAAUACGGAAGGAUUAAAUAAAACCAUGAUCGGCGAAUAUUUGGGUGAAGGUGAUACAGAAAAUAUUGCAACUAUGCAUGCGUUUGUUGAUUUAAUGGAUUUUUCAAAUAUGAAUUUUGUCGAUGCUUUACGGCAGUUUUUACAGUCUUUCCGUUUACCUGGUGAAGCUCAAAAAAUUGAUAGAUUUAUGUUAAAAUUUGCUGAACGAUAUGUAGAUGGAAACCCAACACAAUUUGCUAACGCAGAUACCGCCUAUGUCCUUGCAUAUUCAGUUAUUAUGUUGAAUACUGAUCUUCACAAUCCUCAAAUAAAGCGUCGCAUGACAAAAACUGAAUUCAUAAAAAAUAAUCGUGGAAUAAAUGACAACUCUGAUUUGCCUGAAGAGUACCUGACAGCUAUAUAUGAUGAGAUACAAAAUGACGAGAUAAAAAUGAAAGAUGAAGAAGCUGCGCUGGUGCAACCAAUGACACCGACUUCAGGUGGAAUUGGUAUUGCGAAUUUGGGUAGUGCUAUUGUUAAUGUUAGAAGAGAUUUCAAAAGAGAAGCAUAUCAAGCUGCUUCUCAAGAGAUGGCAAAUAAAACUGAGAACUUAUUCAAGGCUAUGCUAAGAGCACAGCGUCAUGGUGUUGAUACUUCAAAUACGACUUUUUAUAGUGCUUCUCAUUUUGAACAUGUACGUCCAAUGUUUGAAGUUGCAUGGAUGCCAGUUCUUGCUGGAUUAUCAGGCCCACUUCAAGAUACAGAGGAUAUUGAAACCGCGAGUCUAGCAUUGGAAGGCUUUAAGCUUGCUAUUCGUAUAAUAAGCCUUUUCGAUAUGGAACUUGAACGAAAUGCUUUUGUCACUACAUUAGCCAAAUUCACAUUUUUGAACAACUUAGGUGAAAUGAGACCUAAAAACGUAGAUGCUAUUAAGACUCUUUUAGAUAUAGCAUUAGUGGAAGGAAAUUACUUGAAAGGAUCCUGGCAGGAGGUUUUGACUUGUGUUAGUCAACUGGAGAGAUUCCAGCUAAUAAGCACUGGGGUGGAUCAAACUUCAGUACCUGACUUACCAUCUUCAGUUGAUAAUGGGGCAAGACGUAGCAGUUCAGCUUCAAAAAGGUCAUUUUCAUCAAGGCCCGCACCUCAGAUAACAUUUGCAGAAGAUGUUGCGUUAGAAAGUAGGUCAUCCCAUGUGGUCGUUGCUGUUGAUAAAGUUUUUAGCUCGAGCUCAAAUCUCUCUGGGACCGCUAUAGUAGAAUUUGUGCGAGCAUUAAGUUGUGUUUCGUGGAAAGAAAUACAGUCUUCAACCAUGACUGAGCAUCCAAGAAUGUUUAGUUUACAAAAACUAGUUGAGAUUUCAUAUUAUAAUAUGGGUCGUAUCCGAAUGGAAUGGUCUAAUAUCUGGGCCAUAUUAGGUGAUCAUUUCAAUAUGGUUGGAUGUCACCCAAAUAUAAAUGUUGGAUUCUUUGCCAUCGAUUCUCUUCGUCAGCUUGCAAAGCAAUUUUUGGAAAAGGAAGAACUUCCUCAUUUUAAAUUUCAGAAGGACUUUUUGAGGCCUUUUGAAUACAUAUUAGUCAAUAAUGCCAAUAUUUCCAUAAAAGACAUGGUGUUGUGUUGCGUUCAACAAAUGAUACAAGCUCGAUCACACAACAUCAAAUCUGGAUGGAAGGCUUUAUUUGGUGUUUUGUCAGCUGCAGCAAAAGAAACUAAUGAAUCCAUUGUUGUAAUGGCAUUCGACACUGUUAAAAUGAUAGUAAAAGAUCAAUUUGAUGGUAUUGUAUCCAAUAGUACCUACCCUGAUCUUAUGAUUUGUCUUACAGAGUUUUGUAAAAACAAUCGAUUUCAAAAAACAAGUCUUCAAGCAAUUGAUACUAUGUGCAUGUCUAUAGAAAAGAUGCUAGAGUAUCCACAAUAUAAAAUACAUCAUCCUAUUAAUGGACCUAAUGGUGUGGCGAAUGCGAGUGAAGUCAAAGGAAUUACCAAUGAUGAUCCUUCAUUCAAAUUUUGGUAUCCAUUACUAGUUGGAUUCCAUGAUGUUAUAAUGGAUGGAGAAGAUUUGGAAGUUAGAACAAGAGCUUUAGUUUCUAUGUUUGACACCCUUAAAAAAUAUGGAGUUACAUAUUCUUUAGAGUUUUGGAGCGUAAUAUGUCGUCAAGUUCUUUUUCCUAUUUUUGGUGUAUUAAGAUCACGUUCGGAUAUAUCCAAAUUUUCAAGUCAAGAAGAUAUGAGUGUUUGGUUAUCAACAACUAUGAUCCAAGCUCUUCGUAAUAUGAUCGAUUUGUUCACACAUUAUUUUGACACGCUUGAGGUAAUGAUUGAUGGGAUAUUAGAUUUACUUGGUUCUUGUAUAACACAAGAAAACGAUACACUUGCGCGUAUUGGGAGCUCUUGUUUACAACAACUAAUUGAAGAUAAUGUAAAGAAGCUUGACUAUAAGCAUUGGGGAAAAAUUAGCACAAUGUUUGUCCAAUUAUUUGAAACAACUACGCCAAAUAAUUUACUUGACGAAGGUCACUAUUUCAUUGAUGCUGCAAACCAAUUUUCGGAAAAAUCAAAUGGGGUUAACGAAAUAUAUGGUGGACAAAAUGGGCAUAAUGUGAAUGGAUUCGUUUCUGAAGUGGAUUUGAACACUCGAUCCAUGAUUGAAGAACAUUAUUCCGAACAUGAACAUACAUCAACAACCGUGGCUCAUGAUGAGCAAAGAACCCAAAAAUUCAAUAAAAUUAUUAUAAAGUGCCUGCUUCAACUACUGCUAAUAGAUACUGUAAACGAAUUUUUAAGUAAUGAUACGGUAUACGAGUCAAUUCCCGCCGUGCAUUUAUUGAUAAUUGGCGAAUGCUUAAACCAAUCAUAUAGCUUUGCUCGAAAAUUCAAUGAAGAUAAAGAAUUGAGAGUGGCACUCUGGAAAAUAGGGCUUAUGAAACAAUUGCCCAACAUGCUUAAGCAAGAAUCAAGCAGUGCAUCGUGUUAUCUAGAUCUUUUGAGAAGAAUGCAUGGUGAUAGUUCCCCAAACCGUCUUGAGAGAAAACUAGAUGUUGAACAAAAGCUAAUACCGUUGACACAGCAAAUAUUGAAACACUUCAAUUCAUUGGACCCCGAGUCACAAACACGGAAUAUUAACGCAUGGGCACCUAUUGUGACUACAGUUCUAAAUGCAUACAUCCACUUUAAAGAUGAUGAUCUUAUACGAUACCUUCCUGACUUCUAUUCGGAAGCGAUUAAUCUAUUAUCACACAAUAUUACUGCUGCUGAAGUACGGAUAGCAUUACAGAAAUUUCUUUUACGCACUGCCUCAUUGUAUAAUAUUAUUCCAUCAACAACUUUAGAUUCAGCACAAAUUCAUCACUAA
Messenger RNA from Cetraspora pellucida, 5454 nucleotides. The record is from the annotation of a GenBank genome assembly. NCBI's taxonomy places the organism in Eukaryota, Fungi, Glomeromycota, Glomeromycetes, Diversisporales, Gigasporaceae.